Colletotrichum spaethianum is the source of this 1773-nucleotide messenger RNA. RefSeq names its product dehydrogenase citC. The transcript is spliced from 4 exons. The record is from RefSeq and is a predicted model, not a curated record. NCBI's taxonomy places the organism in Eukaryota, Fungi, Ascomycota, Sordariomycetes, Glomerellales, Glomerellaceae. Gene Ontology annotation, molecular function: oxidoreductase activity, acting on CH-OH group of donors; flavin adenine dinucleotide binding. Bases 1 to 1773 code for a protein of 590 amino acids.
AUGGCCGAACCCUACGACUACAUCAUCGUCGGCGGCGGCACUGCCGGCCUGACCGUCGCAGCUCGCCUCACCGAAGACCCUCGAGUGACAGUCCUUGUACUGGAAGCCGGCGCCGACCGCUCUGAAGAUCUAAAUGUGCUCGCCCCGGGCCUGUUUCCCGCCAUGUACGGCAACCCAGACUAUGACUGGGACUACAAAACUGUUCCUCAGGCUGCUGCCAACAACAAGGUCGUCGCCCACAUCCGCGGCAAGCAGCUCGGAGGCUCCAGCGCAAUGAAUUUCAUGUUCUGGACGCACCCUUCCCGGCGAGAUAUUGAUAACUGGGGCAAACUGGGUAACAAGGGUUGGUCUUGGGACGCGCUUGCUCCCUACUUCCGUAAGUCGGAGGCCUAUGUUGCUCCAUCGGCGCAGCAGACGAGCGACCUCCUUCUUGAUUACGUUGAUCCGAGGGUUCAUGGAACCAGCGGGCCCAUCGGCAACGAGUUUCCGAAGCUCUACAGUCCCUUUCUUCGGGCUUGGCCAAGGACUAUAGAGAAGCUUGGCCUGGGUGUUAAGGGCGAUCCCCGAGACGGCAAGGCGCUGGGGGGUUACGUCAACUUGCUCAACAUCAAGAAUGGGACGCGCAGUUAUGCUGCGAAUGCAUACCUCGAACCAGCGCGUCAGCGGGCAAACUUGAGGGUUCUAACGGAUGCUCAUGUGUCCAGGAUUAUUCUCAAGAAGAAUAAAAACAACGUCCAAGCGACGGGUGUCACGUGGACUCAGGGCAGCGAGAAGAUCGAAGCCACUGCCUCAAAAGAGGUAAUUCUGGCCGCGGGCUCCAUAGCCUCGCCACAAUUGCUUGAAGUUUCCGGCAUCGGCAGCAAGAUUCUCUUAGAAAAGCACGGCAUCCAAGUCUUUGUGGAUAACCCCAAUGUCGGCGAGAACCUACAGGACCAUAUCUAUGUCCCCCUUGGAUUCGCUGUGAAGUCUGGCCUGCCAACAAACGAGGACUAUGCCAACGAGACUUACUUCCAGGAGCAGCUCAACCUGUACCUCCAGACCAAAACUGGUCGCUUGUCAUCGGCAGGCGCCAGCUCGGCGCUCUUGUCCCUCAAACAAAUUGCGUCCACCCUGGAACUUGCUUCCCCCUCGCUCAAAAGCAAUCUUCCAGGCCUAGCUGAACAGUACCGCCUCGUCCUCCAGGACUUGAAAUCGGAGGCUGUCACUCAGGAGCUCACUAUCGAAGGCGGCAUCUCCCCCCAAUUUUCCUCCGAUACGACGAAGCUCUUCAACGCCGGAUCAUCUGGAAACUUUCUCUCCAUCUUGGGAGUUCUCGAGCACCCUCUAUCCAGGGGCUCCAUUCACAUUCAAUCCGCUGACGCAUCCAUCUACCCGGAAAUCGACCCACGCUACCUUUCCAAUCCGCUGGACCUCCAACUUUUGAAGACUAUCGCUAUCCAUCUCCAGACUAUUGCGCAAACGAAGCCAUUAAGCGAUCUGCUUCAGGGCGAAGGUGCCGUUUUCCAACCUGGGUAUCACAUGCUCACAGCCGAGAACGUGGAGGACUGGGUGCGGAGCAGUAUGCAGAGCGAGUAUCACCCCUGCGGAACAUGCGCCAUGUUACCCAAGUCAAAGGGCGGUGUUGUUGAUGAAAGGUUCAGGGCCUAUGGAGUAAACAAUCUGCGGGUGGUUGAUGCCAGUGUGUUUCCCCUAAUACCGAGGGCCAAUAUUCAGUCUCUGGUCUACGCGGUAGCAGAGAGGGCGGCAGACUUCAUCAAGCAAGACGCACACUGA